Messenger RNA from Thermochaetoides thermophila DSM 1495, 1317 nucleotides. RefSeq lists its product as uncharacterized. The coding region runs from base 1 to 1317 and encodes 438 amino acids. The record is from RefSeq and is a predicted model, not a curated record. Gene Ontology annotation, cellular component: actin cortical patch; Arp2/3 protein complex. Gene Ontology annotation, molecular function: actin filament binding. Gene Ontology annotation, biological process: Arp2/3 complex-mediated actin nucleation. Lineage: Eukaryota; Fungi; Ascomycota; Sordariomycetes; Sordariales; Chaetomiaceae. The transcript has 7 exons.
AUGGCCCACCAAACCCCCACCGUUGUCAUGGACAACGGUACGGGGUAUUCCAAGUUAGGUUUCGCCGGUAACGAUUCUCCGUCGUUCGUCUUCCCGACCGCCAUUGCGACCAAGGGUCCGGCCGGCGGCAGUACCACUGGCUCGGGCCGUCCCCCGGUUGCUCAGAAGCCCUCCUUCCUGACCGGCGGUGCCGGCCCUUCGGGCCAUCUGUCGGCAAAGCGUGGCACUGAGGAUCUCGACUUCUUUAUCGGCGACGAGGCCAUCGCAGCCGCCUCCGGGCCAGGAUAUGGGUUACACUACCCCAUUCGUCAUGGUCAAAUCGAGAACUGGGACCACAUGGAGAGGUUCUGGUCCCACUCCAUCUUCAAGUAUCUCAGAGUCGAGCCCGAAGACCACUACUUCCUCCUUACUGAGCCGCCCCUGAAUCCUCCGGAGAACCGCGAGAAUACCGCCGAGAUCUUCUUCGAGUCCUUUAACUGCGCCGGUCUCUAUAUCGCCGUUCAGGCCGUGCUGGCACUCGCCGCGUCCUGGACAUCGCCUAAGGUGACCGACCGCUCGCUGACUGGCACGGUCAUCGACUCCGGCGACGGUGUGACGCACGUCAUCCCCGUUGCCGAAGGCUACGUGAUCGGAUCCUCAAUUAAGUCGAUCCCGAUCGCAGGCCGUGACAUCACCUACUUCGUGCAGUCUCUGCUGCGCGACCGCGGCGAGCCGGACUCGUCCCUCAAGACGGCCCAAGAAAUCAAGGAGAACUACUGCUACGUCUCGCCCAACAUCGUCAAGGAGUUCUCCAAGUACGACCGCGACCGCAGCUACUUCCUUAAGCACCCCGUGAUCCAGCCGGGAGGGCGCCAGGUUACGGUGGAUGUCGGUUACGAGCGCUUCUUGGCUCCGGAGAUCUUCUUCAACCCGGAGAUCUACUCGUCCGACUUCCUGACCCCGCUCCCCGUUGUCGUCGACCAGGUCAUCCAGUCGUCGCCCAUCGACGUGCGCCGCGGCCUGUACAAGAACAUCGUCCUGUCCGGCGGCAGCACGCUGUACAAAGACUUUGGUCGCCGCCUGCAGCGCGACAUCAAGCAGCUGGUAGACGAGCGCAUCCGCCAGAGCGAGCUGCGCAGCGGCGGUGCCAAGAGCGGGGGUUUGGAGGUCCAGGUCAUCACGCACAAGCGCCAGCGUCAUGGUCCAUGGUUUGGUGGCAGCUUGCUUGGGCAGACGCCGGAGUUUAGGUCGUAUUGUCAUACUAAGGCGGAGUACCAAGAAUACGGUCCUGGAAUUGUCCGGAGAUUUGCCCUGCUGGGUGGUCCCGGUGGUUCUUAA